UAUAUUUCAGCUUUAUUUAUUCUAUCAGAUCUAAGUUCUAAAACAUCUUAUUACUUCUAUCACUGUUUUUUUUCUUUCUUCUUUUUUCUAAUUAAAAUCCCUAUCCCCCUCUCUUUGAUGAAGAUCACAAGCACCCAUCGACCUUCAACAACCCUCCUUCCCCUCCUCUCUCUCUUUCCAUCCCAUGCAUGAAACUAAUGAAUUGACUACAUCUUUGCCUCUCCAAAAGGAAACCCAAGCACCACACCACCCCCACAAAACUAAUCAAUCGAUUAUUCAAGCACCCUCUCCUGCGGCAAAGCAAAACAUAAACAUGAUGUCCUCCGACAACACACCGCCAGGGAAGCCUCCUCCCGGCACAAAAGGCGGUGAGAGCCUAGCAGCAGGAGGAGGUGGAGGUGGAGGCGCAAGCAGCAGGGCGAAGCCCACGUCAUCAUCAUCCUCAGGAGCAAAGCAGCAGCAUCCGCCACCGGAGCAAGCCCUCAAGUGCCCGAGAUGCGACUCGCCCAACACCAAAUUCUGCUACUACAACAACUACAGCCUCACGCAGCCACGUCACUUCUGCAAGACCUGCCGGAGAUACUGGACCAAAGGCGGCGCCUUGCGCAAUGUCCCCAUCGGCGGAGGCUGCCGGAAGAACAAGAGAGUGCGGUCGUCGUCCUCGAAUUCCAGGCUCUCCUGCAGCCUCGACUCGAAAGACUCCGCGGGCUCUUCCUCCUCGGAGAAUAUGAUGCUGGGCGGCUUGAAGUUCUUCCAUGGCAUUUCUCCCGCCAUGGAUUUUCAGCUCGGCGGCCUAUCAUCUUUGCCUAGCAGGCUCCACCAUAACCCUUCAUCUGGAAUCAGUUAUAAUAACAACAACAACCAGUUUUCGGCUUUUGGAGACGUUUCGGGUACUUCUGGAUUGACUAUAAGCACUCCUCUUGAUACAUCAGCCUCUUGUAAUUCUUUUCUGGGUUUCAAUUAUCCGCUCACUUUGGGCGGCGGAGGCGGCGGUGGAGGAGGCGGUGGCGGUGAUGGGUUUAGUGCUACUCAGAAUAUGAUGAGCUCUAUGAAUGUUCAUAGUAGCCUUGCGUCGUCGAUUGAGUCCUUGAGCUCCAUUAACCAAGACCUUCACUGGAAAUUGCAACAGCAGAGGCUGGCCAUGUUGUUUGGGAGUGGCAAUGAUCAUGAUCAGUCAACUCAGACAACGCAGUCUCAGCUAGAGCAGCAGCAGAAAACGCAGCAGAUUGCACCCAUAAGCUUGUUUCAGAAUCUGGAGGUUUCAUCAAAAGCUGAUCAUCAGCAUCAACAUCAAGUUGUUGGCACUCAUGGAAGAAGAGAAGGUGCAAGUGCGAGCGGAGAUACAGCGACGGAGUGGUUCUUUGGGAAUUCUUAUGCGCCGCCAGUGACUCCAACUCCAACCAACAGCGGAGGUGGAAACGGUGGCGGCGGUGGCAAUGAAAACACAAGCAACUGGCAACAUGGAAUUCAAGCGUGGAGUAGUCAUGAUUUGCAGCAAUAUAAUGCUUUGCCCUAGAUGAUCAUGAGGAACUGAGUCUCAGGCUCCAUCUCUCCUCCUCGGCCUCUGAUCACAAUGUCAUUGUAUGAAACAGAAACACACCACAGUAGCUCAGUAGCUCAGUAGCAGUAAUGGCCAGCUACUUAAAGCCUCCGUAGCCCUGCAAUAGUUGCAAUGUUGAGCCAGCCUAGCUAGCCUCUGAUCUCUCUCUCUCUCUCUCUCUGUGGCUUGGGCUGUCUUCGUAAUAAUUAGUGGCAGUGUUGUGUGUACAUGAUUUGGUGCUGUCUGAAAAAGUGGUGGUUUGAAAGUGUAUUGAAUGAAGGACUGUCAACAUUUGAAUCAAUGAGAGAGAGAGAGAGAGAGAGAGAGAGAGAGAGAGAAACAAAAAUGUGGCAUCUUAAAGCUUAGGGUUCGUUUUUUGGUGUAUCAAAAAAAUGUUGUGUGUUUAGCUUUUUAGAGUCUUGGAGAGCGAGCCCUCCUCCCUCCGUGCUAAUUGCUACCUACCGCUGAAAGCAUCUCUCAUUGUGAUUCUGUUUCAUGACAAGUGAGAGGGAAAAGCAAACCCUUUCUCUCCCUCUGCCUUGCCCAACUUUAUUCUUUACUUUGCCUAUUUAUGUAAAACUA
This is a messenger RNA of Prunus dulcis (almond), 2122 nucleotides long. RefSeq names its product dof zinc finger protein DOF5.7. Gene Ontology annotation, molecular function: DNA-binding transcription factor activity; DNA binding. NCBI's taxonomy places the organism in Eukaryota, Viridiplantae, Streptophyta, Magnoliopsida, Rosales, Rosaceae. The record is from RefSeq and is a predicted model, not a curated record. The transcript is spliced from 2 exons. Bases 185 to 1516 code for a protein of 443 amino acids. Gene Ontology annotation, biological process: regulation of DNA-templated transcription.